GAUAAAGUGAUGGCUUCCGUAUCCGAGGGAUUCGUAAUCGGGAAAGAUCUGUAUUAUUUCGGCAGGGCCGUCUGUGACGUCACACAUAAAGGCCGAUCAGGAAGCUAAUACGGUGUAUUCUAGAUAAAAGAAAAGUUGGGCUUUGAGAAAACUAGAUAAAAGAAAAUCUGUAGUAUAUGAUAAAAUUGGGCUUUGAUAUUGGUGGGCCGACAGGCCAUAGGCCCGAUCAUGAAGCUCGCAGUUUACUUAAACCCUAAUUUCAAACCCUACUUCCAAAACCCUCCCUCCUCUUCCUCACACUCACAACACUUACGACAUGAGGCCUCCCAGGGGACGCGGCGGCGGAGGCUUUAGGGGUGGCCGAGACGGCGGCGGACGUGGCGGCCGUUUCGGUGGUGGCGGCCGUUUCGGCGGUGGCGGAGGUCGUUUUGGUCCUCGCGACGAAGGCCCUCCUUCUGAAGUCGUCGAGAUUUCGACAUUUGUUCAUGCUUGUGAGGGCGAUGCGGUGACGAAGCUGUCUCACGAGAAAAUACCUUACUUCAAUGCCCCAAUUUACCUUGAGAACAAGACCCAGAUUGGCAAAGUAGAUGAAAUCUUUGGUCCCAUCAAUGAGUCUUUCUUUUCGAUUAAGAUGAUGGAGGGCAUUGUGGCAACGUCUUACUCCGCCGGUGAUAAAUUCUUCAUUGAUCCAGCUAAGCUUUUGCCUCUUGCAAGAUUUCUUCCCCAGCCUAAGGGACAAGGGCAAUCUGCUAGAGGUGGAGGACGUGGGGGAGGAAGAGGUGGUGGAAGAGGAGGAUUCCGUGGUGGCGGUGGUGGAGGAUUCCGGGGAAGGGGUGCACCUAGAGGUGGUAGAAGUGGAUUUAGGGGUGGUGGUCGUGGUAGCGGUGGUUUCAGGGGCAGAGGAAGAUCAUAGGAGUGCUGCUUCAUAAUUUUCCUAUCAAUCAACAAGCAUGCCAUGCAGUUCACUAUUACUAGUAGUAUAGCUUAUUGUUUGGUUAUGUAUCUUCUAUGUGGAAUGGAAUAGGGUGGUUUUAUUUAUCUCGAGGUUUUGUACUCAAACGAAUCUUUACCUUUUAUUACAACUUUGUGUUUUGUUUCCCUCUUCCAA
Salvia miltiorrhiza (redroot sage) is the source of this 1108-nucleotide messenger RNA. RefSeq names its product putative H/ACA ribonucleoprotein complex subunit 1-like protein 1. The coding region runs from base 317 to 913 and encodes 198 amino acids. The transcript has 4 exons. The record is from RefSeq and is a predicted model, not a curated record. Gene Ontology annotation, biological process: ribosome biogenesis; snoRNA guided rRNA pseudouridine synthesis. Gene Ontology annotation, cellular component: box H/ACA snoRNP complex. Gene Ontology annotation, molecular function: box H/ACA snoRNA binding. NCBI's taxonomy places the organism in Eukaryota, Viridiplantae, Streptophyta, Magnoliopsida, Lamiales, Lamiaceae.